AUGAGUAAACAUUUAGCAAAAGACUCGUCCGUAUGGAACAAAAUCAUGUACGGCAGAUCACGAGUGCCAUCGCCUGUCCUUGCCGUUUCUUCCGGUGAAAAGGGCUUGAAAAAUGAUGAAGUUUUCAUCGAAUUCGAAGAUAAGGAAAGGAAUUCUCCAACUGAUAAAUCGCCAUCGAAGAGAAAACAAUAUGUUGACUUUGUAUUGGCUUUUAUUAUUGGAGUCUAUGUGUUCUGGAAAUUCAGUGCCAUUGACCACCGUGGGUGUCUGAAUAUGGCCACAAUUGAGCUGGUGGCAGGAUCAGCAAGUAGGUAUGGAGGAUUUGUCGAUUCAGGUUCCUAUUCGGACCAGUCCAAGGGUGCUAAAGAGGUGUUGAGUGUUGCUUAUCCACUCAAUCCUAAGAAACGCUACGGAGAACCUGUCCAUUCGGAGGUUUUGGUAAACCAUACUUUUGACUCAUGGGGUCACCCUAACUUGGUGGCAUUCAAGCCUCCAAAAACCCCUUUUACAAACGUGGUUUUGACGCUUAAAACUACGGUGAACGGCAUUCAGUACGAUCGGUUGGCUCAUUUGUACGUAGGCGGUGCAGAGAUCUGGAGAACUUCCACUAUUGAGCCAGGAUCCAGAGAGGUCUUCUCGGAGUUCAAAAAGGAUGUCUCGUCGUACGCAAGCUUGUUCCAGAAAAAAACCGACAUCUUGUUUCAGUUAGAUAACAUUGUGUCUGACUGGUUGACAGGAAAAUUCCAUAUCGAGUUGACUGCUGAUUUCUAUGAGUCUAAGCAUGUCAGCACUGAUUCUGAAGAGGGCACUAUUGCUGAUCAAUAUCUGGUAUUCGAUGUGCGCAAGCCGGCAAGUAAGGUCUACCCGUUGGUUGAUAAGAAGGAUUCCCGGUCACCUCCAAUCGAAUACCUUCCAACAGACACCUUCGUCUUUAAGUUGCCAGAGGUUUCUAAGAACACCACGAGGUUGAAGUUGGCUGCGUUUGUCAGUGGAAACGGGAAUGAAGAAUUCUGGUACAGUAACGUGUUGGACCGGUUCACCGAUCGUUUCCAGAAAGAUGGAACCAUACUUUUGGGCCAUGGUCCAACGAGAUUUUUGAACGUUUAUGUGGAUGGCCAGAAAAUUGCCUCACAGGCUCCACAACCCUUCAUUUUCACUGGAGGAUACUCGCCUUCGUUAUGGAACCCCGUAGUGGCUAUCGACGCUUUCGAUUUGCCUAGUGUUGACAUCGAUGUGACCGGCUUGUUGCCUUUACUUUGGGAAAGCGGGGAACAUGAGUUAACGAUCACUGUGGACAACGGGUUGGAUGAGAUUGAAGGUGGAAGUUCCGGAAUUGGCCAUGACUGGAUAGCCUCUGCUAACUUACUCACGUACGAGAGCAAUGACGUGGUGGGAUCUUCCGGUAAAAUUUUGCACAUUGGCGAACGUUCAAAGGGAAACUCGAUUGGUGUGGCCCCUCCAUACACUGGUACCUUGCUGCAAGUUGUUAACGCAAUCUUCCAAGAACAGUUGACCAGCGAGAUUGUGCUUAAAUUGCGUGAUGGCACGACAUUGAACACUACGGUUAGUACUUUUACUAAGGGUGAGAUUUCUAAUGUUCAGCAGUACUCUCACCUGGGAAAUUCUGCCCGCAUCGUUCAUGUUGGACAUUCCUCUAAGUCAUUUUUGUUGACUGACAACUUGAAUGAAGGAGAUAUCGUCCAUCAAACCAACGUUUCUCUUAGUUAUCCUUUGGUGAUUUCUUUAAGUGAGACCCCAGCCGAGGAUGGUGUUGAUUUGGAUUUCAAGAUUGUCAACUCGAAGCUGAUCACUUUAGACAUUAACGAUAACCGGAUAAUGGCCGAGACUAUUGCUCAGAACGGCACUUCUCUUUUCCACAUUAGACCUAAUGGUAACCAUGGUAAUGGUGCAUUGACCACCAAACUCAAGUUCCAAGUCACAGGCACCAGUGGAGACUUCAAGUUUAAGAGAAGAGUUGAGUCGGAAGAUGGUGAGAUUCUCAGCGAUGAAGAAAAGUAUGAGGAGAUUGAUGAAGACGAUUGGAAGGAGAUUUCCCAGGAAAUCAAGCACAUGUCUACGAUCCAUAAGGGCUGUGGCAGGCACUCUCAUUAA
Molecule: messenger RNA, 2112 nt
Organism: Sungouiella intermedia
Lineage: Eukaryota; Fungi; Ascomycota; Pichiomycetes; Serinales; Metschnikowiaceae
Source: the annotation of a GenBank genome assembly